This is a messenger RNA of Solanum pennellii, 1008 nucleotides long. RefSeq names its product sulfiredoxin, chloroplastic/mitochondrial. Gene Ontology annotation, molecular function: sulfiredoxin activity. Gene Ontology annotation, biological process: cellular response to oxidative stress. NCBI's taxonomy places the organism in Eukaryota, Viridiplantae, Streptophyta, Magnoliopsida, Solanales, Solanaceae. The coding region runs from base 402 to 776 and encodes 124 amino acids. The record is from RefSeq and is a predicted model, not a curated record. Gene Ontology annotation, cellular component: cytoplasm. The transcript has 5 exons.
CUUUGAGAUUGAAGAGGAUAACGUGAGGCUGGUACAAUUCUUGGUAUGUAAUUUGAUGUCUUUAUGAAACUCAAAGCUUUCACUAAGGAAGGGCCUCUGCAAAUAUCGAAAAAUCAAAUCUUUCAGUCAGUAGAAAAGCAAGAAGGAGGAAGUGGGGUGUGGGUGGGGGGGACUGUACCGCAAAAGUGUGAGAGAGCUCAUAGCAGCCAUGGGAGUGAGAGAAAAUGAGAAUGCUGCAAUUUAUUGGCGUAAUGGAGGAAUUAAGAGAAAAUCUAAGGGUCUCUAAGCAAUUACUGAACUCCACAAGGACCGGACAGUUUUUCUGAUUCAAACAUAAAGGUCCCUUUAUUUUCAUAUAUCAUCAAAUUCAGUAAGAUUCAAGAAGUUAUACAAAAGAGAAAAUGGCGAAUUUCGUUCUGCAACUUCCAAAUAACCUGCGUUUAAGGAGCUUCACUGUCUCCUCAUCCUCCUCAAAUGGGGCUACUCCUGGUGUGCCUCAAUCUGCCGGGCCAGUGAUUCUUGAACUUCCCCUUGAUAAAAUCCGAAGGCCACUCAUGCGUACCAGAUCUAAUGACCAGCAAAAAGUGAAGGAACUGAUGGAUAGUAUCAAGGAAAUCGGGCUUCAAGUACCUAUUGAUGUGCUUGAGGUAGAUGGGGUUUAUUACGGCUUUUCUGGUUGUCAUCGCUAUGAAGCUCAUCAGCAACUUGGCCUUCCAACUAUACGUUGCAAAAUUCGUCGAGGAACAAAAGAAACUUUGAGGCACCAUCUUCGAUAAGAUCCAGCUAAAUCACUCUAAACUGAAGAUGCGUGAUAAUGGAUCGUCCUCCAACAAUAUUGAUGAUAUGUAUUUAAUGUAAAUGUAUACAAGAUUUGCCAAUGUUUGAGGUGUGCAGUACCUAAACUUUGGAGUUUGUACAUUAACUUGGUUGAUAUGCAAAAGAAGAUCAAUAAUGGCUUUAUAUAUUGCUAUACAAAUCCCAGCAUCCGAAAAGAAUAUUGCAUAAUUA